AUGUCUGGUAACAUACAGCUGAACAUUUCAAUCGGUGAUCAAACUAAAAUUCUUGUCGUCUCCGCGGACUGUACGAUUGAUCAUGUCUUGGAGGAGAUUCAACGAAAAUUCAUCCCGACCAUCGAAGCCAACCAGCUGGAAGUCCUCCACGCCGGCACGAUUAUAUCUUACGGAAGCGAGAGAAGGUUGGUGGCGUUGGAGAUAACACACGCCUCGUCCCUAACCGUGGUCAUGGGUCUUAAAGGGGGCCAGUUCAAAGGCCCGCGACCUGACGGCCAGUACACAAAACGUGUCAGCUUCACUUGCGACAAAAAAAUUCGUUGCAUAGUCAGUCUCGACAAUGAUGAGAUGCACCCUAGAGCCAUCAUGCCCUGUGGACACCACAUAACUUCAGAAUCAAUGGUCGAACAUUGCCUGUAUGAAAUUUCAAAGAAGCAAAACCGGAUAACUUGCCCAGAGUGUAGCAAACCCUGGGAUUGGACUACAGUCGAACAGGUGGCCAAGUUCAAGGACGAUGAAAAAAUUAAAAUUCAGAAUUCCCUGUCUGAAAAUUUCCUGAUGAAGAGCAGAGGAUACUUUCCAUGCCCUGGUUGCAAGAUCUGGUGCACCAGAACCGAUAAAUCGAUGACGAUCAUAAUUGUGAAGAGAAUACUCUGGAUUGCGGUCUUGCCAUAUUCGUUGGCCAAUCACAAACGCUUGAUAUAA
Helobdella robusta is the source of this 705-nucleotide messenger RNA. RefSeq lists its product as hypothetical. NCBI's taxonomy places the organism in Eukaryota, Metazoa, Annelida, Clitellata, Rhynchobdellida, Glossiphoniidae. The transcript has 6 exons. Bases 1 to 705 code for a protein of 234 amino acids. The record is from RefSeq and is a predicted model, not a curated record.